AGAUCCAUUUGCGGCCUAAAAUUAGCCCUUGAGAUGAGGCCGUCAGUGCCUAUACUGUGUCAGUCUGGCACACGUCGCUUCAGCCUCUGACCAUUUAUCCCAGUGGAAACCUUCAUAGGAAAAAAAUAAGUCUAUUGCUUUUUUUGUAAUUGAGCCACAAUGGAUUUGGAGCCGACCAGAAGAUGGAUUAGUUAAUGUAGCUGCGAGCAUCUGAUGGUGGUCUGAAGGGACAGACUAAAAGCAAAGUCCAAAUGGAUUUUUGAGUUUCUUUCCUAUCUGGUGUCAAAAACCUGUGCUUCUUGAGAGACCCGCCGCCAUGAGUUUGAUGGACAUUUCCAAGAUAUUCUCGCUGCUCCAGCCCAAAGAGGACGAGGAAGACGAAAGCCAGUUGCUCACGCAGGCCGUCACCGGGGACGAUGACCGCGUACUGGCCGAGCUGCUGUCUGAGGAGCGCUUCCGCCGCUGCAUCAACAGCCGCUGCGGCUGGGGUAUACCCGGCACCCCGCUCCGGACCGCAGCCGCGCUGGGCCACCUGCGCUGCCUGGAGGUCCUGCUCUCCCACGGCGCCGAGGUAGACAGCCUUGAUGUGAAGGCCCAGACCCCCCUCUUCACCGCCGUCAGCGGGAAGCACCUGGACUGUGUUACGGCGCUGCUCAAAGCCGGCGCAGACCCCAACGGCAGCCAGUACAACAACUGCUCUCCGGUCCUGACUGCUGCUCGGGAGGGGGACGUGGAUAUCCUGCGGGAGCUUCUCCACCACGGGGCGGAGGUGGACGUCCGGCCCAAAGUGCCCGACUGGGCAUCCAAUGCCACGGCGUGCCGUGGGCCUCUCUACAUCUCGGCCGUGUACGGACACCUGAACUGCUUCAGGCUGCUGCUGCUGCACGGGGCCAACCCGGACUUCAACUGCACGGAGGCGAAGAUGCUGGUGCGCAUCAAGCAGCCCAAGACGGUGCUGGAGAUGUGCCUGCGCUACGGCUGCGGGACCGAGUACGUGCAGCUCCUCAUCGAGUUCGGGGCCGACGUCUACCUGCCCACACUCAUCAUCGACAAGACCACCAAGCAGAACGAGGCCGUGGGGAUCCUGCUCAACGCCAGAGUUUGUCCCAAAACCCUGAUGUCUCAGACUCGCCUUGCCGUUCGAUACUACCUCCCAAAAGCCAAUAAAAAGAGCGCCAUUGAUCAGAUGGAUAUCCCCCCAAUUCUGAGGAACUAUCUGAAGCAUGACACCUGAGAUGAUCUAAGCGCGCCUCAAAAGGCAACAAAGAUGAAUGGAGGAUUACAGGGUCGCUCUACGGAAGUACAGUAUGUUUAACGUGUAAAUUGUGAUUUCUUUUUUUUUCUGUGAGGGAUACGGAAGGGUUGAUGAACAGAUUUUUUUGGGGGGGGGAUUGAAUCACACAGAAGCCUUAAACGGAGAAAGAAGAAACCUGACACUCACACAGAACUUGUGACCAUGGAUCAUGCCUACAUCAGAUUUGUGAGAGUUUCAAGAGAAAGCAUAUUUAUGAACAUGUUUUGAUUUUUAUCUAUGAGUGUUUUUUGUUUUUAUUUAAACAAUGUGACAAAAGCAUAUAAUUUACUUUGGCGCAACCUGCAACUAUGUUUUUAUACAAGUAAACAGCAAACAUGUUGUGCA
Clupea harengus (Atlantic herring) is the source of this 1639-nucleotide messenger RNA. RefSeq names its product ankyrin repeat and SOCS box containing 12b (gene asb12b). The record is from RefSeq and is a predicted model, not a curated record. Lineage: Eukaryota; Metazoa; Chordata; Actinopteri; Clupeiformes; Clupeidae. Gene Ontology annotation, molecular function: protein binding.